GAAGAUUUUAUUUUCUGAAAUAUUUCCAAAGACUUUUUUAUAAUUAAUUUUAAAAUUUCUGUCUGUAGAACUCCGACUCUUCCUUUUCAUCGCACAUCGAUACUCCAUUGUGAUAUCUUGUUGUGGUUAUUUGUGUCUUCACCAUCCUGAGAUUCUGUGCGGAGUCUGUCCUCUGGAUUUGGUGCAAAGGGAGAGUCAGACCUCGUUGUGGUGCUUAUCGGAAUUAUCGGAUCCCUUCCAGUGUAUAAAUCUGACAUUCCGCCAUGUCUUCAUACAAGUACGACGACAAUGCUGAGCUGGGACAUGGAUUUGGUGAAUUCCAGUUCUCCGAGAAGACAAUCCGUUUGGGCUUCAUUCGGAAGGUGUACGCCAUUCUGUCGAUUCAGCUGCUAAUCAGCGUGGGUUUCAUCGCGCUGUUCUGCUACCAAAAAGAUGUCGCGGAGUUUUCCAGAGCCAAUCCGGGAAUGAUGAUCGGGACGAUGGUGGUGACGUUCGUCGCCGUAAUCGUGCUGGCCUGCUGCGAGGGCGUACGACGUCGAGCGCCGUGGAAUUUCGUCAUUCUGGCGGUUUUUACGCUGUGUGAGUCAUGGAUGCUGGGCAGUAUUGCCAGUUUCUACACCGCCAAUGAAGUACUGCUGGCCGUGGGCAUUGUGGCCGCCAUCACGCUGGCCCUGACACUCUUCGCCAUGCAGACCAAGUACGACUUCACCACCAUGGGCGGUAUGCUGCUGGUCAUGCUGGUGGUGUUUGUGCUCUUCGGGAUCAUUGCGGGGAUUGCCGGUGCACGCGGCAACAAUGUCCUCAACAUCGUCUACGCCUCACUGGGCGCCCUUCUUUUUGGCUUCUACCUGGUAUUCGACACCCAGCUGAUGUUAGGAGGCAAGCACAAGUAUUCCAUUUCUCCGGAGGAGUACAUCUUUGCUGCACUGAAUCUUUACUUGGACAUCAUCAACAUGUUCAUCUACAUUCUGUCCAUCAUCGGCAGUGCAAAUCGCAGUUGAAAAACUGCUCACUUCCGCGUCGGCUGAAUGAGGAAUCUGUUCGCUACGGACGGGAAUAUAUUUUGGUAUUUUGUGCGACUGUUCAUUCGCUUUUAUUUCCUAGUCGGUGAGAAUUGCUUCAAAACACUUUGCUAUCGAAACCCUGGAUAUUGUGUUAUUUUUAUCGGUCUCUGGUUAUAAGGUUAUCCUGUACUAAUUAUUUUGUGUUCCGUCAGGCAGUCGCACUGGUUUUUAAUUACUUCUUGUAUCGAUACAAUUCCGAAUCCGUUGCCCUGUAUGGAAUUAAGUCAAUUAACCCUUUCAUGUUCGAUUUCUGUCGCUGUUCGUGUAGCCCGAUGACAUAUGGUGUUAUUGUUGUACUGUUUUUUUUCGAUUGAUUUUAUGGAUUGUUUAAUAAACAGUGUCCUUGAA
Messenger RNA from Paramacrobiotus metropolitanus, 1412 nucleotides. RefSeq names its product protein lifeguard 1-like. The record is from RefSeq and is a predicted model, not a curated record. The coding region runs from base 264 to 1001 and encodes 245 amino acids. The transcript is spliced from 9 exons. NCBI's taxonomy places the organism in Eukaryota, Metazoa, Tardigrada, Eutardigrada, Parachela, Macrobiotidae. Gene Ontology annotation, cellular component: membrane.